GGAGGAGGAGGAGGAGGAGGAGGAAGAAGAAGAUGAAGAAGAAGAAGAAGAGGAAGAGGACGACGACGACGACGACGAGAGCAAGGAUGCAAUAACUCCAUCCAUACGCCUUAAAAAGGAACACAAAGAGAUGCCGCUCAGUAACACGGUGAAGAAGGGCAAGGAGUCGUCUUUGCCCUCCACAAAAACUUCCUUGGUGCCAAGUAAUCUAAGUGAACCCCAUCCGAAAGGUCAACCUUCGACUUCGGAUGCAAAGGUCAAGAAGGAAACGGAGAAGCACGGAAAGGACAUUCUAGAGGUGCCACAGUAUCCCAGGGAUACCAUUCUGUCCAGGUGGAUUGAGGCUAGGACCGGUAAAUUGGGAACCAGUUCACAGACCGCCGUCAGUACCCCGUCGCGUAGUCUUUUGACCCAUAAAUUAAAGCCGUCGCCUUUCCAGAACCUCAUGGCUGCCCAGGAGCUCCUGAAGAACCAGAAAGACUCGGAAGGGCCGGACAAACGUCACCCCGAAACUUCUAGCGACUCUAGUGACUCUUCUUCGGCAGCAGCAGCAGUCCAUCAGAAAGCAAAUAUUCCCAAAGCAUCCUCCGAAGGCCCCUCUUGCGGCCGGCUUGAUGUGGCCCGUUCAGACGACGAUGACCAGGACGAUGAUGACGAUGACGACGAGGAUGAUAACGAAGAUGAUGACGAUGACGACGAUGAUGAGGAUGAUGAAGAUGACGAUGAGGGCCCCCAAGAUUUGUCGAAACCGCGCAGCGAGAACAGGAAUCAGUCGAGUGACGAGGGGUCAGAAAUUUCCGACGAUGCCAAUAAGACUGUUGGGUCUAAUGACUGUUUUGCAGACGAUGAUGACGACGAUGAUGAUGAUACCAGUAACGAGAUGCGCAUCGUCGAAGACGAAAGCGAACUGCGAGAACUAGAUCUUUCGCUGCGCCGAAAGCCCAAGCCAGAACCGGGCACUAAGGACGACGAAGAGAAGCUGAAGAGCGACAUGCGCAAGCUGGACUUCUCGUCCUUCAAGACCCACAAGGGGAAGGAGUCCAAGAGUCCCAAAGCGUCUGCUCUGAGUCUGGACGACCAGAAUGCCGCUGCCUGUCUUCUGCAACUGAAGUCUUCCUCUGCUCCUCAGUCGCCAUACGUAGUUAAGAUCAUAUCUCCUGAACCUGCCCACCAAUCCAGCUCCUCUUCCUCCUCUUCCUCCUCCUCCUCCUCCUCCUCCUCCUCCUCUUCCUCUUCGCACCCAGGUCAACCUGCGAGAGUGCCGAUCGCAGCCAAGUCCUCGUCGGCCAUCGAGGCUGCUCAACCAAUCAUACCUUCACUUGGCUUGGAAAGCAGCAAAUGCCCAACUCCGGGAUGUAACGGCACGGGGCACGCCACCGGCCUCUACUCUCAUCAUAGGUCUCUCUCAGGCUGCCCCAGGAAGGAUAAGGUCACACCAGAAAUCCUCGCAGCUCACGAGACUAUCGUCAAGUGCCCGACGCCGGGCUGCUCCGGGCGUGGCCACGUCAACCAGUCCCGCCACUGCCACCGCUCCCUGUCCGGCUGCCCAGUUGCUGCUGCUUCCAAACAGGCCGCGAGACACGCCCGCCAACGCAUGGCACUGCUGCAGCAGCCCCCACACAUCCCGCCACUCCAACAAACAGCUCCAACAGCAGACCGCUUACUCCGACCUGUGUGCUUGGUAAAACAACUAGAUUUUUCUCAGCCUUCUUUGCCGCUUCUCCCAGGGGCUGCACCUUCAACUGCCUCUGGAUCAAGCACAUCUGGUACUUUAACAGUAUCUUCAGCAGCUUCAUCAACAGUUACAUCAUCAAUACCUUUUCCAGUAUCAUCAAUUACGGCAGAUUCUUCCAGUCAGUUUCAGGUGUCUGAUAUACCUUCAAAAUCCUCCAAACCAGUAGUAUUUCCUUCAACUUCAUCAUCAAGUUUACCUAACUUGAUACCACUCAAACAAGAAAUUUGUUCUACGUCUUCCACACCUUCUGUAUCAUUAACUAAAGUAACAGUACCUAGUGUUCCUUCUCCUCAAGGGUUUGCAUCCUUGUGUUCUCCAGUGCGAGAAGACAACACAAGCCCUACUGAAGGCUCCCCUUCCUCUGCUGUAAGUCCAUCUGCAAUACUUAGUGCUGCUAAAAUUUCUGCCAGUUCAUCUGGAAGCUCCUCUGCUUCUCCUGACCAUUGUGGCGAAGCACAAUUAUCUGAUCGUGAAAACUUAAUGGAGACUUCGACUGUGCCACCCCCUACACCUCACGAACCACCUAGUCUUCAACCUCAAGAUCCACCUAAGGCCUGCAUGGAGGAAGUAGCAGCGGGAGGUAGACUAGCUCUUACUCCAACAAAUAACAAUAAUACCAGUACAACAAAUAACAAUAACAACAAUAGUACCACUGCAACCUUAACUACCACUACAAACAGUAGCACUAGCAGCACGAGAACAAAUACUCAUAGCCCAAGUAAGCCUCUGGCAUCUUUAGGCUCCUCAGUAAAUGCAAAGGUUUCAGAAGGUGGAGGGCUUGGGUGUUUUGGUUACAAAGGAGAAGAUGAAGCAGGAUUAAUUCGACCAGCACCCAUAACUGAAGUACGAGCAAGUGAGGCCAGGUUUGAUAUACCACAUUCGUACACAACUUUAGAUCUGGACCGACAAGCAGCUAUCCCUGUUUCACAGCCUCACAUGCCCCCUACUCCAACAACAUUCGAUACAACAACAGUUGCAGGAGGAACUUCAUUGCCAGGUGCCUCUAUAACACCUAUGACUCCUGCACCAGGCCCAAUUGUAGGAACUAAUGGUCCAAUUGUUCCACAUGUUCCAUUUGAUGGCCUAAAGCCUCCCGUUACAACAGAGUACCCAAUUACCACAACUCACAACAGCUUCUUCAUGAAUAAAGCAUGUGGGGCAGAGGUUAAGCUUAACGACACAACACCUUGUUCUGUUGCAUGUAUGCCUCCUGUACCACCUAACACCAUGUACCAAAGCCCUGGAUACCGGUAUGACAGCUCAGCCAUCAAUCUAAGUGUCAAAACAUCAGCAUUAGGGCCCAACCCAAUGUCCCCAGCCAAUGUAAUGGACCUGUCCGGACCCAUGGGUACUGGAGGCCCCAUGGUAACCUCCCCACAGUAUCCAGGACCUGGUGUUUCUCCAUGCUACAGUGGGCCACAGUUAGUAUCUCCAGGCAGUUCUCAUGAUUCCCAGCAUACCAACCAAACACUUGACCUCUCCUUGGCCCGUCCGCCUGGCUCACUCAGUGGUCCAACCAGUCCUGAAUACAGCCCACCUUCACGUUUAGGGUCUGCUUACCCUGGUGGUGGGGGACCUUUCCAGCAGCCGCAAAGUAUUGACGAACAAACUGAACCUGUUGAUUUCUCAUCACCUGCCGAACCUGUGAAUUUCAGUCUAGCCAGACCACUAGAAUAUGGUGUUACCCCUGAUUAUGCACGAGCACCUACUGCCUCAGCUUGUCCACCUCAUGACAAUACUUAUGCUACAACUCCAGACAGAACACACGAUUACAGGAAUAUGAAUGGUUACAACUCCAUGACUACACGCCCAUAUGAUGUAACAGCUGCAUAUAACACUGGUUAUAUGGGUUACCAAGGCUACCAGGGUGGCUACAUGGGUGCUGGUAGUUAUGGGGCUGCCAUGGGUGGGGACUAUAUGACAACCACUGCCUGCACUACGCCAUAUCAACUUUCUCCAUCCCGUUCACAGCCCCCUUCAACACCUAUGCCUGAUAGUGUUCGGGCAUACUCGCGUUCCAGCAGUAGACGUGAUGGAAAGGAGCUCAUCCAGUGUCCAACUCCAGGAUGUGAUGGUAUGGGUCAUGUGACUGGCAACUACGCCACCCAUCGAAGUCUUGGUCAAAAAAAUCUUCACUUGGCCAAGUCUAUACUCGCCCCACCAUCCAGCCUGUCCGGAUGUCCACGAGCUGACCGAUCGACUAUCCAGCAUCAGACGCAGGAGCUGAAGUGUCCUACCCCUGGUUGUGAUGGAUCUGGUCAUGUAACGGGGAACUACUCAUCACAUCGAUCUCUCUCCGGUUGUCCCAGAGCCAACAAACCAAAACAUAAACCCAAGGACUCUCAGGACUCUGAGCCACUCCGCUGUCCAGUCCCUGGAUGUGAUGGGUCGGGGCACUCCACGGGCAAGUUUCUCAGUCACAGGAGUGCCUCGGGCUGUCCCAUCGCCAACCGCAACAAGAUGCGCUCUGGGACGGUGCGUCUGGGCAUGGGCAUGGGCGUCCCCACUGGGUUAGCUGCCAUGAACGAUCCUCGGCCUCCCCUCCUGGCGGCCUCAUAUUCAACGGGUGCACCUACGGGCCCACCCACAGCUGCCCACUCCCUCUUGGCCCGCCCACUCCUCCACCCACUCCAGCCCCCUCCUGCCAAGAAGCUUAGGAUGGAUGAUCCAGCCAUGACCUUCAAAACAGACGGCGAGGACCACACUGGCUUGGUCUCGGAGAUCUCGGAGUUGCAGAAAGAGAACGCUUCCAUGGAGGGCCACGUGACCAAAUUACGCCAUGACGUCUCCUCUAUGGAAGCUGCGCUCAAAGCCGAACAGAAGGAGGCGGCUGGUGCUGGUGAGAGAGGAGCGCAGCUAACCGAAUACUAUGAAUCCUUGCGGAACAAUGUAAUGUCAUUGCUAGAGCAUGUGAAGCUGCCUGGAGGCGGAGGCACAGUGAAUAAUGACCGCAUCGGUCCAGAUAACUUUGAUUCAUAUCUUUCAAAGAUACAUUCUUUGUGCACAGAAAAUUACUGUGAAGACAACAGACCUCUUUAUGACAGUGUACGGUCUGCUCUCCAUGAUUUCACUGUGCCACCUACACCCAUCUGACAUGACUAGGGGUACGCCGGGGCGGGUACAGCUCCCACCAUGGCUGCACCCACUGUCCCGCCCACCCAUUCAUAUUUUCCAGCCUCCUUUACAACACCAUUCUUUGGUGUUCCACCAGUGAAUACCACCAUGCCAAAUAGUACACCUGUGGGUAACAAUAUGAGCAGUAACAUCAGCAGCAGUAACACUACCACUUUUACCACUUCCAGCAAUAGUCAUAACAGUGGUGUUAAUCCUACUAAUGGAUCUGUGGGUAACAGCAGGUGACGGGUGCAGUUUCAUCCCCACAUUUCAACUGAAUAGACUACAAACACUCGACAAUUUUACAGAAGGGAGAAUUAUUAGCCUUGCUAAAUAACCUUUCAUACAAAAGCUUGUUGGCCCAGAUGGGCAUUGAUCAGUUUCCCAAUGGCCUAGUACCCCUAAAUGUGGCCUGACAUUUGAAGUCAGACCUCAUGUCCCAUGCUUGGCUCUAUGGUCCCAGGCAUUGCUCACCUUCUAGUGUUGCCAUUCCCAUCACGAGCUUUAAAGUCUGCGAUGUUAUUGUACAUAAUCUCUGAAACAUUCUGUAAAGGCAUGUUUCUUUAGGGCUAGUCAUUUGUUGGUGUAUUUAUUAUUAUGUAAUAGGCAAUUAGCUUGCAUUACACUGUCGAAUAUAGUAUUGUGUGUAUCCAGAAUAUCGACAUUCUUACAAGGUAAUUGCCUAUUGGGCCAAGCCAGUGUGAUGACGUAAGUGUUAGAAUAGAAGGCUUUUAUUUCUUUGUAUACAUCUUUACUUUAUUGUGAGAAGUGGUGUUUCUCAGGUUAGGUUUGAAUGGUAACUUACCACAUUGAUGGUUUAGCAGCCAUUAAGAAAUUACAGUAUUCAGAUUGUUUUUUAAAGCAAGAAUAUCGUAUUGUUCGUCAAAAAAAUGUUCUAGUCAUCUAAGCUUUAACACUUAAUACAUUUUUAUACAUUAUCUUGAUUACCUGACUAAAAUUGAUUAAUUGGUUAGAAAAAAAUUGAAGAUUAAUUCGGUCUAUGUAAAUAUAACUUCAUUUGUGUUAUUUAUUUCUAGGUCAAAAUAUUUUUUCCCUCACAGUUUUCAGCUGUAAUCUGAUCAAGCAAGUCACACAAAAAGAAAAGAAUUUGGCCUGUAUUCUUACUCUUUAUUGUUGGACAAUCAAAAUAACCAAACAAAUAUCCAGCUUCAUUGCAAAUCUUCUUGUAUGUUUGGAUUUUUUGUAAAAAUUAUGGAUAUAAAAAAGGUGUGUUUUUUUUUCAUGUCGAGUCCUGUCUGACAUAUAUUUGCAUAUUAUAGUAGACAGUAAUCAAGUGCUGGAAAGGCAUUUUAACAGAUAGGACAAGAAAGUUUAUUUUAUACUGUGAGUUACCUAUUGUUAUAAAUAGAUAUUUUAUAUGUAUGUUAUGUUAAUACUGAAGGAGCUCAUGACAAGAAUUACUGCCCUUUUUCAUGAACAGUAUUUUAUCGUUAAUCAGUCACCCAAGUAUACUGUAUAUGGGAUAAAGGCUAAACAUUUUUUAGAAGUGUAUUUUGCUAGUACAGGUAUUGUCAAAUAUUUUUUAAAUUUCAUAAUCAAAUCCCAGAUCUUCCCUUAGUAUAUUUUGUCAUUCUGAGUAGCAAAUUUGUUGAAUGUUUUCAGUUAGUAAUCUUAAAGGGAUGGUUCCAUGUUGUGAGCUCUUUGGGUUGUGUUAAAAGUGGAUGUUGUAUAUCCACAUACCAGUGAAGCAUUACAGGGAAAUUUUAUUCUGUGUUAUAUUGUUAGCUAUGUUUGCGGCAAUUAAGAAUUAAGGCAGUGGAAAUACUUAUAAUUAAUGCCCUGAUUAAGUUUGUUAAAUCAAUUUAUAAGUAUCCAAAAAAAAUUUUUUUACUCUGAACCUAAACACAAAAGAAGGUGAAACUUCUUGGACUGAGUGUGAACUCUACUUCAGAAUAAAAAUGAUAGGAUGUGGAGGACAAGGAAUAUAUCCAGGAGUGUUACCCUCCUAUAUCCCAUGUGAUAGAAAAAGAGAGAAACAAUAGCAUCCCGGUGUCUGUAUAUAUGGUAAUACCCCUACACCUAUCGCAUAAACUACUAAAGACCCUUUGCUAACCUUUCAUUGGUUUAUUUCCUUAGUCCCUCCACUACCAUACACAUUUAAAGUGACAAGAGACAAAAAAUUUGUCCUAUAGAUAGUUAUCAUCAGCUGGUUAGAUUAAAGAAUCUGGUGGCAUCAGCUGGUUAGAUUAAAGACUUUGAUGGCAAGAGUGCAGUGAAGUAAUAGAAAAACAAAAACAUAGGGCCAUGCAUUUUGACUGAAAAUAUAAAAAAUCAUAUUAUUAUUAGUGGUGCAUUAUAUACAGGAAACCAAAAUGUUGUGGCAGGGUUUUGUGCUCAUUUUUUUCAUUUUGUGGGUUUAAUUUCCGCAUAAUAAGUGGCACAAGCGAGGCUUGACUUGGGAAGCCAGAUAAAGCACAAAUGCUUACUUUGAUUGUGGAAACCUGUGUAUGUGGGAAGAAACAGUGACUGGAUGUUAAAAAGAAAAUGUGUCUCAAGUUGUGUAUUUUUGUAGAUGGCCAUGGAAUGACCAAAUUUUAUAUGUGUUGUCAAUACAUACUGCUGUGGUUGGACAUCUUCAAGUCAAGCUUUCUAUCAGUGAAUAUUAUGGUUUUCACGUACUAGAUGUGAUAUAUAUACUUGGAGAUUUCUAAAAUCCUAAAAUACUCAAAAAAUAUUUAGUGCAGUAUAUUUUAUUUUUCAAAGCAAAGGCAAGAUUUUAAGUGACAUUUGUUCUGAACAAAGGCAAGAUUUUCAGUGACAUUUAUUGUUCUUGAUUUUCCAGUUAAGUGUAAAUUGGGGAAAUCUUCAAGGAUACACAAAAGUUUUCGUAAGGCAAUGGCAUUUGGACUUAUUUUACCAUUCAUGAUUUUUUGCGUGAAAAAUUUAAAUGUUAUAUUUUGAAUAUUUCAUGUUAUGUUUUCCAAAAGUUUUGUUAAGAGUAUUGGACAAAGUUGUUUACACUUAUUAGUGUUGCCUGGUUUCUAAAAUAUUUAUCCCUAUUGCCAGCAAUUGAAAAGAUACUCAGUCAGUGGAUGAAGCCGAGUUAUUUUGCGGCUGUUGUUUUAACUUGUGCCCAUAAUGUCAACUCUGCACCCUUGGGCCAUAUUUUUUGUAUAAAUGUACCUUAUCACUGAAUGUAUUAAAUUGUCAUUUUGAAAAAAAUUAUUAACUAACCUUCACUAAAU
Molecule: messenger RNA, 8055 nt
Organism: Macrobrachium nipponense
Lineage: Eukaryota; Metazoa; Arthropoda; Malacostraca; Decapoda; Palaemonidae
Product: myelin transcription factor 1-like
Exons: 13
Coding region: 131-4828 (1565 amino acids)
Biological process (GO): regulation of transcription by RNA polymerase II
Cellular component (GO): nucleus
Molecular function (GO): RNA polymerase II cis-regulatory region sequence-specific DNA binding; DNA-binding transcription factor activity, RNA polymerase II-specific; zinc ion binding
Source: RefSeq, a predicted model, not a curated record